Neoarius graeffei (lesser salmon catfish) is the source of this 1569-nucleotide messenger RNA. RefSeq names its product protein tyrosine phosphatase non-receptor type 5 (gene ptpn5). The coding region runs from base 1 to 1569 and encodes 522 amino acids. Gene Ontology annotation, biological process: protein dephosphorylation. Gene Ontology annotation, molecular function: protein tyrosine phosphatase activity. NCBI's taxonomy places the organism in Eukaryota, Metazoa, Chordata, Actinopteri, Siluriformes, Ariidae. The record is from RefSeq and is a predicted model, not a curated record. The transcript is spliced from 12 exons.
AUGAAGAGCAGCAUGGCAGAGCUUCCUGAUGAACAAGACAUGCUAACAGAACAAGAGAUUGAUGUCUCACUUACUCCUAACCCUCCACCAGCAUCUCUGUGGAGGAGAAUGUGGAGAGCGAGCAUUACAGCUGCAGCAUAUAUUCUUCUAUAUACUCUCUCUCAAGUUAUAGGUUUAUGGGUUCUCUACAUGCUGAAUGGAUACAGAGCUUUCCAAGCAGCAUACAAAGUAUUGGGCCUCAUCCAGUACAUUCUGUCAAAUGCAGAGUCUUCUGACCAAGAGAUGGAGAUUUGGAGUGUUGAAUGUAUGUGUCCACUAUUAGCAACGCUGUUCCUUGGAGUAGUUAUCCUUGGCACUGGAGCAUUAUUCUGUAUUAGAGCUUUAGUUCCUGGUAAUUCCACUGGCUUCCAUGAUGACCGUCGUCAAUCCAUAAACAGACAGCCAUCCUUUACUUACUCAGAGUGGACUGAUGCCAAGCAGGAGGAUUUUUAUGAGUUGGAUACAGUUCCUGAGACACCUGUGUUUGAUUGCUUCAUGGAUAUAAAGACAGAUGGGGACCCAACUACCCUCAAGGUCAAACCAGUGGGCCUGCAGGAAAGGAGAGGUUCAAAUGUGUCUCUGACUUUGGAUAUGUGCACUCCUGGCACCACAGAACCAUAUGGGAUGCUGCUGUCUCCUCGAGACCAGAGUACACAAGAGUAUUUGGAGAAUGCAUCUAAUCCGCUCACACCAGCACAGCUGCAUAUACGUGCCAUGGAUGAUGCUGUUCUACAAACUGAGUUCUAUGAGGUACCUAUGAACUUUGUGGACCCAAAGGAAUAUAAUGUUCCAGGUGUAGUGAGGAAGAACCGCUACAAAACCAUCCUGCCAAACACACACAGUAGGGUUUGCCUUCAAGGAACAAAGGAGGAUGACUUUCUCAGUACAUACAUCAAUGCUAACUACUUGAAGGGCUAUGGUGGGCAAGAGAAGGUAUACAUUGCCACUCAGGGUCCAACUGUCAACACAGUGGGAGAUUUCUGGAGGAUGGUUUGGCAGGAAUGCUGUCCAAUCAUUGUCAUGAUCACCAACAUUGAGGAGAAAAAUGAGAAAUGCACAGAGUACUGGCCAGAGGACAGUGUGACCUAUGAAGGCAUUGAGAUCACUGUCAAACAGUUCAUUCAGGCUGAUGACUACAGUCUAAGGAUCUUCACUGUGAAGCAUGAAGGUGAGGAGCGCAGUCUCAGGCACUACUGGUACACAUCAUGGCCAGAUCAGAAAACUCCAGAUAAAGCCCCACCUCUUUUACAAUUGGUCCAAGAAGUGGAGGAAGUGAGGAAACAGGCUCCACCCUCUAGUGGCCCUGUGACUGUUCACUGCAGUGCAGGAAUUGGCCGCACUGGCUGCUUCAUUGCCACUGCUAUCCUGUGUGAGCAGCUUAGACAUGAAGGAGUGGUGGACAUCUUGAGAACCACCAGCCAACUACGUUUGGACAGGGGUGGCAUGAUUCAAACAGCUGAGCAGUACCAGUUUGUGCAUCAUGUCCUGAGUCUGUAUGAAAGACAGCUGACUUGGAGACCAGAAGAAUAG